AUGAUGAAAACUCGCUCAGUGGCUGCUGCAGCUUCCGAGUGUAGCACAACUCCUUCAGACGUAGUUAUGACCCGCGUCACUUCAAACGGGUUUAGUGCUGCUAACAGCACCGUCCCAGCGACCCAGCUGGCUUUCAAUACCAGCCAUAUCGUCAUACUGGAAGAGCUUCUGACUAUGCGACGGACGCUCGAGGGUAUAUCUCGUCGUCAAGAAGCCAAUGACGAGACCGUCAAAGCCAGUGAAAUGAGAAUACAGGAACUGCAGCCCAUGCCUAAACGACUUGACGACAUUGGCUCUGAACUGAACAACCAAUACUCCUUAGCCGAGGACAGGAUUCGCAGACAAGAGGCGGAUCUCAGGAUCCUGGCCGACAAAUUAGUUCGGAGUGAUGAGGAAAGAUUCGACCUGGCACGCAAGGUAGAGCAGCUUUCUACCAAGAUCUCUCUUCAGGCCACGCAACCAGACUCUCAGGAUCUUUCCCCGACUCGGGUUGCGACCAAGCGGAAAAAGGAAUCUGUACCGUUGGCAUCCGAAUCUGACAAGCGGCCGAUGCCACACGCAGUUAUUUCCGACGGACCAAGCACUGCGGCCAACCCUCUGCCGACGAGAGCACACAAAAAGCUGAAGGUCGAAUCUCUCAAGGUAUCCAAACGCAAAAUCUCGGGUUUCCGGAAAUAUGUACAGGCUUCCAAAAGUAGCUAUCGAAAGGCACCGCCUAAGAACGGUAGCGACAUGAAGAGAUUCAUCAAUCGAUUCAUCGAGGGUAUCGAGGACAAGACGAUUUCUGAAAGGUUGCAAAAACGUCUCCUGAAGCGCUUCCAAUCGGUGAUCCGGGAGUCGAAGUCCAAAAGAGGACCGCGCAGUAUUGUAAUCAAAGGGAACUUGCAUUGGGAUGAGAUUUGCCCGCUUCUGGACCCUGCCAGCUUUUCAGAGGACGAGUACGAUGAGGAGGACUGA
This is a messenger RNA of Colletotrichum graminicola M1.001, 957 nucleotides long. RefSeq lists its product as uncharacterized. NCBI's taxonomy places the organism in Eukaryota, Fungi, Ascomycota, Sordariomycetes, Glomerellales, Glomerellaceae. The transcript is spliced from 3 exons. Bases 1 to 957 code for a protein of 318 amino acids. The record is from RefSeq and is a predicted model, not a curated record.